Pleuronectes platessa (European plaice) is the source of this 1071-nucleotide messenger RNA. Its product is annotated as transmembrane protein 26. The transcript is spliced from 3 exons. NCBI's taxonomy places the organism in Eukaryota, Metazoa, Chordata, Actinopteri, Pleuronectiformes, Pleuronectidae. The coding region runs from base 1 to 1071 and encodes 356 amino acids. The record is from RefSeq and is a predicted model, not a curated record.
AUGUGUCGGCUCUUGAACAUCCUGUUGGCCUUGCUGAGUCGCUUCCUGUUUGCGGUCCACGGGGUGGUGACGGUGUGGCGCGUGGUGGCCGUUAAAGGGGAGCCUCUCUAUUGGCUGCUGCUGACGGGCGUGGCUCUGCUGGGUGUGGAAAUGGCUGUCACUCUGAAGUGCACCCGUAACGCAGAGUGGAAAUGGUUCUCCCCCAUGGUUUUCCUCUACCUCAGCACUGUCAUUCCAUCCAUUUGGUUCCUGGAGCUGAGCCUGCUGCAGUCCAAGCUGCCCGUCAACAAUUCCUCAGGCCCUGAGCUUCAUUUGCUGGCUCACAUCCCGAUCACAGCGGGCAUCGUGGAGCUGGAGCCGGAGGACUGGGUGGCCGGCUUGGAACAAACCAUGCUCAUCGUGCUGGUUCUGGGUCGCUGGCUGAUGCCCAAGGGGGACAUGUCCCGAGACCAGCUGUCCCAGCUCCUCAUGGUCUACGUUGGACUGGGCGCCGACAUCUUGGACAUCUUCGACACCUUUAAAGAGCCUGAAGUCAAAACCAACCGGGCGGUCGUCAUCACCGGCCUGGCCCUCUUCUCGUGGGCGCUCAUGCAGUUUCCUCUGGUUCUCACCCAGACACACCUCCCGAAGGGUGAGUCUCCUCAAAGGAGCCCAGGUGGUCUCCUCUGCUGCACUGGAGCUCCACCCUCGUCCGCCUCCUGCUGCUCUAGCGAAGUGUGGAGCUUGCUGCUCACAGUGGGACUCCAAGACGGCCCAUUCCUGGUUUACCGGCUCUACCUCAUGAUUCAGGAGCAGGUGCUCAACCAGCUCAUGAUCUUCUUCACCUGCAAGAACAUCGUCAUUGUCCUGCUGGAGCUUUACCGAAUCUUUGUGGUGCAGUGUGAGCAGCGGGCGGAGGAGUGGGGUUUGGAGAGGUGCACUGCUCUGGUGCUUUGGUGUGGAACCCAGCGGCGCGGGGAGGGGAAGCAGGAGGACGUGGGGAGGGAGGAGCGGUGUGGAGAGCAGAGCUGUCAUACAGACACAGACGGGGGCGCCGACAGGGAGGAAGAUCAGAAAGGUGCCCAUGUAUAG